Megalobrama amblycephala (Wuchang bream) is the source of this 1464-nucleotide messenger RNA. RefSeq names its product B-cell receptor CD22-like. The record is from RefSeq and is a predicted model, not a curated record. The coding region runs from base 1 to 1137 and encodes 378 amino acids. Lineage: Eukaryota; Metazoa; Chordata; Actinopteri; Cypriniformes; Xenocyprididae. The transcript is spliced from 8 exons.
AUGUCUGCUGAUCAUUACAGAGACAGAGUUCAGUACUUCCCCAAUAAAGACAAAACAUUCGUUCUCACUCUCAGUAAUGUGAGACAUGAGGAUGAAGGAAGGUACUGCCUCAGAAUUGUGACAAAUAAAGAAAAACAAAAAUAUCUUGGUUUUCCUGGGAUCGAGCUCAGAGUCACAGAGCUCAGAGUGGAGAUUCCUGAAGAGGUCGUUGAGAAAGAUUCACCUGUUUUAUUCUGUAAGAGCACCUGUAUCCUCUCAGGAACAGACUUUAUCUGGUAUAAAAACGGCAAGCGUUUAUCAGAACGGAGCGGCACGAAUCAGCUGUUGCUGCAGUCGGUCAGCAGUGAUGAUACGGGAAACUACAGCUGUGCAGCGAGAGAUCAGGAACAUCUGCCGACUCCUGCCGUCACUCUCAGCUCGACUGUAAGUCAUUCUUACUCUUUUUCAGAUCCUCCAAAGAGCGUCUCAGUGUCCAUCAGUCCGUCUGGUGAAAUAGUGUCAGGAGAUUCAGUGACUCUGAACUGCAGCAGUGAUUCAAACCCUCCUGCUCUGAACUUCAGCUGGUUUAAGGAGGAUGAAACCUCAGCUGUUGGAUCUGGACAGAGUUUCAGCAUCUCCAGCUUUAGCUCCAGUUUCAGUGGACGCUUCUACUGUGAGGCUCAGAAUAAAUAUGGAUCUCAGAGAUCAGCGUCUGUGUCUCUUUCUGUAUCAUUUGCAGGUGGACGGACCGCAGGUCUCUAUGCAGCUGCUGGAAUCGGGGCUGCGCUCAUCUGCAUCUGCAUUAUUGUUGUAGUAAUAAAGAUCAUAAGUAGGAAAACAGGAGAUACUGGCGUCAGAGGUGGCGUUUCAAAACAGGAGAACAGCAGCGCAGCGGUGACGGAUCAGAUGAGCACGAGUGAUUCAGGCGUUCAGAAUGACGUGAUCUACUCAAGCAUCGAUCACAAGAGACCCAGGAAGCAUCAGAGCGCUGGAGAUGAAAACGAGCUUCAGUACGCCAGCGUCCAUCACCACAGAAACACAGGGAACACGAGUGUGAAGGCUGAAGGUCCGUCUGGAGAUGUGAGGGAUCUCUGUCCUGCUGACUCUGUCAGAUCGGAUGAUUCCUCUGUGAUCUACAGCAGCAUCAAUGUCACAUGAAGAAUUUGAGCAUCUGAUCACAAACAUCUGAACUGCUGAAAACAUCGUGUCGACAAACUCCUCAUCUGAAAUCUCCUGAAUGAGGCGUGAAAUGGAAGUUGCAACUAACUUUACUGCCAUUUAGUGAUUUAUUUCCGAGUGAAGCUCUUUUGUGUGUGUGUGUUACUGUUUUAGAUAUAGAUGGUCUGUAUAAAUUGUUUUUACCAGAGUGUGUUGCUUAUUCACAAGCUGCAGCUGCUUCAUCGCAUACAUAUUGUGGACUGUAAAUAUCACUUCAUCCAGCGCUUUUUUUUUGUGUAAUAAAGUAUCCAGAUACAAUAUGAAAAA